This is a messenger RNA of Anopheles nili, 1950 nucleotides long. RefSeq lists its product as uncharacterized. Lineage: Eukaryota; Metazoa; Arthropoda; Insecta; Diptera; Culicidae. The transcript has 3 exons. Bases 228 to 1073 code for a protein of 281 amino acids. The record is from RefSeq and is a predicted model, not a curated record.
ACAAGACGAGCCGGUUGCAGGCUAGCGCAAAAUCCGCACGACAGUGAUCGACUAGAGAUCGGCAGGUUUCACAAACAGUGCAAGUUCGAAUCGACGACCCAGCAUCCCUUUUUUUUUGAUUGGCGAUCGUGCGUGUGUGCCUUCGAGUGUGUGUUGGUGCUCAAAAGAACGAAGAAGCGAAUACAUUUGCGUGUGUUGCACAAACAAAACCCCCGUUGCAGUUCAGAAUGAAAGUGUUUAUCGCGAUCGCAGCCCUGCUGGCCGUGGGCAUGGCCGCCCCGGCACCAGCCGCUGAGCAGACCGGAGCUUUCGGCAUGAUGGCCAAGUACUUUGGGCCGUGUCUGGAGAGCGACGAAAUGGGCACCUGUUUCGCUGUUAAGGGCAUUACCGCGCUGAACCGUGCUGCUCGGGCCGCCAACAUUGAGCUUGCUCCUGGUGUCACUUUCGCAAGAGACCCCGCCGUGCCGGCCGAACGCACCGGAAAGGCCAUCUCGGAGAACGAAAUCACAAGCACGCUGCCAGCUGACGCCGACCAGAAGACGGACGCCCUGUUCGAUCUGGCCAUCGAUUCCGCCAAGCGGCUGUUCAGCGCCCGCUCGAUCCAGUUCAAGCUGCCCGAGGAAACGACCGAAACGAUCGCCCGCUCGCUGGAGGAAGGUAGACUGCUGAAGAAAGGCAAGAAGCUGAAGAAGGUCCUGGGCCCGCUCGUGUUGGCUCUCGGUGGCAAGCUGUUCGCCCUGUUGCCGCUGUUCCUCGGUGCCGUCGCCCUGCUCGCCGUGAAGGCUCUGCUCGUAUCGAAGGUUGCGUUCGUGAUGGCAGCUGUUCUGGCCGCACAGAAGUUCCUCGGCGGUGGUGCCGGAGGUUCUCCGCUUAACCUGCUCUCGAAGGUGGCCGGUGGAUCGUCGGGCGGUGUUGUCGGUGGUGGUGCAUCGGCUGGAGCCGGUGGCUGGUCGUCGGGAGCUAGUGCUGGAGGUUGGUCCAACACUGGAGCUGCCUCGGCACAGUACCCGUACGCUCGUAGCUACGAUACCGCUCAGGAGCUCGCUUACAGUGCGCAGGUUCCGUCGCAGUAAGACCACCGUAACAUCUUCUACGUGAUCUUUUCUUUCUAAUAACUCGAACGUGCGGCUUAUCUCUCUCUCUCUCUCUCUCUCUCCCACCAUUGGCACGUCCCUUCGUCUAGUCUGCUCUAGGGCGCCCUCCUUUUUUUUUGUUUACACAUCUCUCUCUCUCUCUCUCUCUCUCUCUCUAACGUCUACGCGUCUCGCAAGCACGCUAAUCGGGGUCUUGAAACCGAAACGCGGGCGAGCACGCAUCCUCAUUAUUUCCGCCAAGUGGCCUCGUGUUCCCCUCACCUCGCGUGAAAACCCCCCCCGGUGGGUGAUCGGUAGCGGCACGAAAUCGAGCUCGGAACGCCGGACCGCGCGAGCUGUCCCGGAUGUCCGUUUAUGUAAAUACACCGACCAGCGAGCGCCGAUCGAGAAACACCCCCGCAGCUGGGGAUGGUGAAAAUGGGUUGUGGGUGGAUGGGCUUGGCUUUCUCUUGCGUGCCGCAUCCUUACUUGCGGUGUGCCGUACUGUGCGUCUGUGCAUCAAUUUCCAAUCUCGGCACGUGCCGUUGAGGUGGUGGUCCUUUGCCCUGACGUGGCCUCACGUGCAUCGAUCAGCCUGUUUUUCGCGAGCGUCCAUCACGCCCCCAGCACGCCAGGACGUUCACUCUACUCACUCAGCGAACUCUGGCAACAGAGGAACAAUUUAGUAACAAAAGCAAACAAACACAAACGAAAACAUACAGAACCCAACAAACUGCGCCAUUUCGGGCCGGCCCGGAAGCCGCUUCGGCGGGCCAGGGCUUCGCGCCAAUUUGUCUUCUAACGUAAUAAUAUAUUUUUUUUUGUAGUGUUUAGUAAUUUAUUAUUACCGAUACGCCCGCGCCACACACGCGCGGAG